Molecule: messenger RNA, 2564 nt
Organism: Microplitis mediator
Lineage: Eukaryota; Metazoa; Arthropoda; Insecta; Hymenoptera; Braconidae
Exons: 2
Coding region: 304-1689 (461 amino acids)
Source: RefSeq, a predicted model, not a curated record
AAUUUUUAAAAAUUUUAAAUGAAUAAUUUUCGAAUUUAUUUAAACAUUUUACAUAUUUCUGUGUUUUGAUAUAUUUGUUGAUAAAAAAAAAACUGUCAUCAACUUGAAUUAACAUCAAAACAUAACCUCUGUUUAUUGAUCCAAGUGCUUAGGGUGGUGUCUAUAUAUUUAUAUAUUUAUAUUAUAUCAGAUGUAAAGUGAAUGUCCAGUUGUUAGUCAACAGUAAAAAAAAUGGGAGCAAAAAUGAUCUAGACAAGUUAAAAUAAAUUAAAGAAUCAACUAGAACAUAAAAAAAAUAAUAUUAUGAAAGUGCGCACUGUCGCUUACAAUCAAAAACAUCAAUCGACUGUUCAUAAUCCAUCGGGAAAUUUAAAUAAACAAAAAAUGAGAAAGUAUUAUCAGGCAGCUCUAGCUCUUACAGCAGCAGUAAGUUUGAUAGCUCUGCUAUUUUACAGACAUGAGUACAAUAAAUUACGUUUUGUACUCCAAGUGUUCAAUUACUUUGGAACACCUCAGAAAAAUUCAUUUAAUUGCACCAACAGUAUACACAUUACUGACAGAUAUUAUCAGUCUUCUUCCUGGCAACGUAUUUCUGAUGAUUUUUAUAUAUACUCAGCUUAUAGUUACGACGAAGGAGAAAUAAAAGCUAUUGGAUUCGGUAAAAGAUCUGGUAAUAAUUAUUACUGUCGUGUUCUGUUUGACGACCAGCUGGAGUUCGUUGACGGCAAGUUGAUUGUACAGAAAAUUGAUGAGAACCGUCAGGAUCUUGGUAAUAAUGAUGAUUUUGUAGACAAUAAUGAUCAGGACUACAAUGGAUUUUUAUUUACUUGUAAAUAUGAAAAGGUGAAUGACAAAGAUGUUGUUGGUGUGGAAAUAUUUGACGAUAAGCUCAAAAAUAAUGACAAUAAGCCAAUUAUUCAAGUCCAGACACUGGAUACUAGUUUAAAUCAUAAUAAAACGAAGACCAUCAUCUGCGUAGCGCCGCCGGUAUCAAAACCGUUGAAACAUAUUGACAUGAUAAGUUUCCUGGCUUUCCAUGACUACAUUGGGUGGGAUAAUUUUAUUGUUUAUGACUACGGGAUUCCUCAUGCCUUCAAUGAGGCGGUCAAAAAGAUGUCCAUGUUCUCAAAUGUUCAAUGGAACUUCACUUACACGACGACCUCGUGGAAUUUUCCUUACGCACAAGUACCCAGACGUGUUAUGAGAAAUUUAAUAGAAGCUGAUUGCCUGUAUCGCACGUACACGCGUGCUAAUUUGGCGGUAACUCUAGCUUGGGACGAGUAUGUUAAUCUCAAGUAUCAUACCUCCGUAGAACAUGUGCUGUCAGAUUUAAAUAAAGUAAAUGGUAAAAUAGAUGACAAGUUUCGUGUUAAUGCCGUAAUAUUUUGUACUGAUUACGCUGAUAGUGACUCGGUAAAUUCACCUACUCCUGUGAUAUUACGUACGACACGUAGACUACGAACCGCUGAUAAAAAUGAACCGUUAUUUAUUUAUAAGCUUGAUCAUAUUUCUAGUAAUGACGUUACGCAGCAGGAUAUGGAUGAGUUGAUGAUUAUUAAUCGCUAUCAGAAGUGCAAUACUAAUGAUAGACGGCAAAUAAGUAAUGGCGUUUUGAGAUUCGCUGAGUCAAUGCCGAGUACACAAAUAUUUCAGUAUUACAUUACUGGUAAAUUGUUCAGCCAUAAUUAAAUAAUUUUAUUCAAUAAUUAAGGGCAUUCUCAGACAAUAUCUUCUACACUUUUUAAAAAUAUUCAAUGACUUUCAUAUGUCAUAACGUUAUUAAAAUUUUGGUAAUUAAUUAAAAAGAAAUUGAAGUAUUAAUUGAAAGGACAGCGUGAUUACAAUUUCGCAGAGAGAUUUAAAAAAAAAUUACUUACAAUUAACAUCAAUUAGGAGCUAAACGAAAGUUGGUAAAUAAAUUUCAGUUAAAUAUUCAUGUCAGUUUUAUAAUUCGAAUUUAAAAAAAUUUGUAGGCUAUGAUUUAUUUACCUAAUUUUGUUUAACUUCUAAUUAACAAAAACCGUAAGUAAAUUUUUUUUUAAAUCUAUAUCUCAGUCCGUUUUUUACUCAAGUAAAACACUUGGCUUCGUGACAUCUAUAAGAUAACAGUUUUGAGGCUGUUUUUUGACCUAUCGAUAAGACACCAAAAUGUUGACAAAAUAAUCUAAAAUUUGUCACCGAAAAAAUAUCUGCUUAAAAGACUUGACGCAAGUAACGACAAAAAUUAUAUUGCUACUAAGUCACCUAAACAAUUUUUCAAUUGAAAUUACUUUUUUAAGAAGAGAAAAAGAACCCAAAUUUUAUAUGAGUUCUAGGACCAACAUCUGUACGUCUUAUUUAUUUAAAAAAACUCGGCUUUGAGUCAUUGAAUUUUUUUUUUUAAAUUCGAGGCACUGUCGGAAAAUGCCCUUAAUCUUUAAAAUAAAAUUCUUAAGCUUCAUGACAAUGCACAAAAAUUUUUCUAGUACAAGUCGUAAGCACAAGACAUUAGGAUUUUAAAAUAAACAAUAAUUGUAAGAUUUUUUGUAUGCUUGAAUUAUUAUUAAACUCUAUUGUUCAAAGUA